Messenger RNA from Phyllostomus discolor (pale spear-nosed bat), 2518 nucleotides. It is a transcript of the gene ANAPC5, whose product is annotated as anaphase promoting complex subunit 5. Gene Ontology annotation, biological process: protein K11-linked ubiquitination; anaphase-promoting complex-dependent catabolic process; positive regulation of mitotic metaphase/anaphase transition. The record is from RefSeq and is a predicted model, not a curated record. Gene Ontology annotation, molecular function: protein binding. Gene Ontology annotation, cellular component: anaphase-promoting complex. Lineage: Eukaryota; Metazoa; Chordata; Mammalia; Chiroptera; Phyllostomidae.
GCGAAGAAGCCCGUUUCCUGGGAUACGGCCUGGGCUGGCAGAGGCGGAGGGCGGGUUGUGGUGUGCUUGAGCAGCAUCUCUGGCGCGUGUGGUGUCUCGGGUCCGCGACUUAGUCACCGAGCAUCAUGGCCAGUGUCCACGAAAGCCUGUACUUCAAUCCCAUGAUGACCAAUGGAGUGGUACAUGCCAACGUGUUCGGCAUCAAGGACUGGGUGACGCCGUAUAAGAUCGCGGUUCUGGUGCUCCUGAACGAGAUGGGCCGCACGGGCGAGGCUGCCGUCAGCCUCCUGGAGCGGCGGAGGCUCAACCAGCUGCUCCUGCCACUACUGCAGGGCCCAGACAUUACACUGUCUAAACUCUACAAGUUAAUUGAAGAAUCUUGUCCUCAGCUGGCAAAUUCAGUGCAGAUCAGAAUCAAACUGAUGGCCGAAGGCGAGCUGAAGGACAUGGAACAGUUUUUUGAUGACCUGUCCGAUUCCUUCUCUGGAACCGAACCGGAAGUUCACAAAACCAGUGUAGUAGGCUUGUUUCUGCGUCACAUGAUCUUGGCCUACAGUAAGCUUUCUUUCAGCCAAGUGUUCAAACUGUACACGGCCCUUCAGCAGUACUUCCAGAACGGGGAGAAAAAGACGGUGGAGGAUGCCGACAUGGAGCUGGCUGGCAGAGAAGAGGGCGAGAGAAAAAUGGAAAAAGAAGAACUUGACGUGUCUAUAAGAGAAGAGGAGGUAUCUUGCAGUGGGCCUCUGUCCCAGAAACAAGCCGAGUUUUUCCUUUCUCAACAGGCUUCUUUGUUAAAGAACGACGAGACGAAAGCCCUCACUCCAGCUGCUUUGCAGAAAGAAUUGAACAACUUGUUGAAAUUUAAUCCUGAUUUUGCCGAAGCGCAUUAUCUCAGCUACUUAAACAACCUCCGGGUCCAAGACGUUUUCAGUUCCACACACAGCCUCCUGCACUAUUUCGACCGCCUGAUCCUUACCGGGGCCGAGAGCAAAAGCAACGGGGAGGAGGGCUACGGCCGCAGCCUGAGGUACGCCGCCCUGAACCUGGCCGCCCUGCACUGCCGCUUCGGACACUAUCACCAGGCCGAGCUCGCCCUGCAGGAGGCCAUCAGGAUCGCCCAGGAGUCCAACGACCACGUGUGUCUGCAGCACUGCCUGAGCUGGCUUUAUGUGCUGGGACAGAAGAGGUCCGACAGCUACGUUCUGCUGGAGCAUUCUGUGAAGAAAGCAGUGCAUUUUGGGUUACCGUACCUUGCCUCCCUGGGAAUACAGUCGCUAGUCCAGCAGAGGGCUUUUGCUGGGAAGACAGCACACAAACUGAUGGAUGCCCUGAAGGACUCCGACCUCCUGCACUGGAAGCACAGUCUGUCGGAGCUCAUCGACAUCAGCAUCGCACAGAAGACGGCCAUCUGGAGGCUCUACGGCCGCAGCACCAUGGCCCUGCAGCAAGCCCAGAUGCUGCUGAGCAUGAACAGCCUGGAGUCGGUGAACGCGGGUGUGCAGCAGAACAACACGGAGUCGUUUGCCGUGGCGCUCUGCCACCUCGCCGAGCUGCACGCGGAGCAGGGCUGCUUCGCCGCGGCUUCCGAAGUGCUGAAGCACCUGAAGGAGAGGUUCCCCCCGAACAGCCAGCACGCCCAGCUAUGGAUGCUGUGUGAUCAAAAAAUACAGUUUGACAGAGCCAUGCACGACGGCAAAUACCACCUGGCGGACUCGCUCGUCACCGGGAUUGCCGCCCUCCACAGCAUGGAGGGCGUGUACAGGAAGGCCGUCGUACUACAGGCUCAGAACCAAAUGUCAGAGGCACACAAGCUUCUGCAGAAAUUGUUGCUUCAUUGUCAGAAAACCAGGAACACGGAGAUGGUGAUCAGCGUCCUGCUGUGCGUGGCGGAGCUGUACUGGCGGUCGUCAUCCCCGGCCGUGGCGCUGCCCGUGCUGCUGCAGGCCCUGGCGCUGUCCAAGGAGUACCGGCUGCAGUACCUGGCCUCCGAGACGGUGCUCAACUUGGCUUUUGCCCAGCUCAUCCUCGAUCCAGAACAGGCCUUAAGUCUUCUCCACAUGGCCAUUGAGCCCAUCCUGGCAGACGGAGCUGUCCUGGAAGGCCGGGCCAUGUUCUUGGUGGCCAAGUGCCAGGUGGCUUCAGCAGCCUCCUACGAGCCGCCGAAGAAAGCUGAAGCUCUGGAGGCCGCCAUCGAGAACCUCAGUGAAGCCAAGAACUAUUUCUCGAAGGUCGACUGCAAGGAGCGGAUCAGAGACGUCGUGUACUUCCAGGCCAGACUCUACCACGCCCUGGGGAAGACCCAGGAGAGGAACCGCUGUGCCAUGCUCUUCCGGCAGCUGCACCAGGAGCUGCCCUCGCACGGGGUGCCCUUGAUAAACCACCUCUAGCGAGAGCGUCCCUGCCAAGCACACCAGGUUUGGACUUGUUUACAUUCCCGCCCUCCGCACAGAUGCUGUUUUUGGUGUCUGUCAAUAAACUGCCUUCGGACUCGUUUGUCUGAUUUUGCUGCUAAAACACA